Molecule: messenger RNA, 1413 nt
Organism: Talaromyces rugulosus
Lineage: Eukaryota; Fungi; Ascomycota; Eurotiomycetes; Eurotiales; Trichocomaceae
Exons: 3
Coding region: 1-1413 (470 amino acids)
Biological process (GO): regulation of transcription by RNA polymerase II
Cellular component (GO): SWI/SNF complex; NuA4 histone acetyltransferase complex
Molecular function (GO): chromatin binding
Source: RefSeq, a predicted model, not a curated record
AUGAACCCCUCCAUUCCACCUUCAGCUGCUGAAUAUGGCGGAGACGAGGUGUCCGCCAUUGUUUUAGACCCGGGUUACUCGACCACGCGCGCUGGUUUCGCCGGCGAAGACACGCCCAAAUCGCUUGUUCCGACCUACUACGGCAAAUACUCUGGAGAGUCGGAAAAGUUUCUUUUUGGCGAUGAUAUCUUUGUGACUCCUCGCCCGGGGCUUUCAAUUCAUAACCCGGUCGGCCGCGAUGGUAUCGUGGAGGACUGGGACAUGGCUCAGAGACUCUGGGAGUACUCUUUCAAAUCCCGCUUGACGGGACAGAAGCCUGGAAACCCAAUGCUGAAUGGUCUGAACGAUGUACCAGAGGGUGAAUUGCCUGCCGAUAUGGAGGGCGUUGAAACAGAAGAGAAGCCCUUGGCCGACAGCCCUCUUUUGAUGACAGAAUGCGGCUGGAACCCUGCAAAAGCGCGUGAGAAAACCGUUGAGAUUGCCAUGGAGAACUGGGGGACACCUGCAUAUUACUUGGCCAAGAGUGGAGUCCUUGUAGCAUUCGCAUCUGGGAAAGCUUCAGCACUGGUUAUCGAUAUCGGCGCUUCCAAUAUUUCCAUCACCCCCGUUCACGAUGGAAUGGUGUUGAAGCGUGGCGUUCAGCACUCGCCCCUGGGAGGUGACUACAUUUCAUCGCAAAUCCGGGCUUCUUUCAAGUCCAAUUCACCACAGCCCAUCACGAUCACUCCGCACUACCUGAUCUCUUCGAAAACGGCCGUCGAGCCUGGCCAACGUCCCCAGGCGACUUACAAGACUUUCGAUCCAGAAAAGGCUCCCGACGCGUCAUACAGAAGGCUGCUGGAGGAACGAACCCUGACCGAGUUCAAGGAGAGCGUUGUACAAGUCUGGCCUGGCCCGGGACGACUAUCUUCCCUAGGUCCCAACGGCGUGCCCAACGAAGAAGUGGCCAAAAGCAGCGGGCGAGCCUUCGAGUUCCCCGAUGGCUACAACCAGACAUUUGGCGUGGACCGCUACCGCGUCAUCGAAUCUCUCUUCGACUCCAAAGCGCACAUCGCCGACCCAGACUCCGAGUUCCAAGCGCCAACACCCGCGCAGACCAUCCCAGAAAUGAUCAAGGCCUCCCUCAGCGCCGUCGAUGUCGACAUUCGCCCGCAUCUGCUGCAAAACGUCGUCGUCACCGGCGCAUCCAGUCUGAUCUUCGGCUUCAACGACAGACUGAACCAGGAGCUAAUGCAAAUGUUCCCGAGCCCGCGUGUGCGCAUAUCCGCGCCUGGAAACACAGCCGAGCGCCGCUUUGGCUCGUGGAUUGGAGGUAGUAUUCUGGCGAGUUUGGGCACGUUUCAUCAAAUGUGGAUUUCAAAGAAGGAGUAUGAUGAGCAUGGUCCUAACAUUGUUGAGAAGCGGUGCAAGUAA